AUGCCAGCUGCGACUGAGGAACGGUGUGCUGCCAAGGCCGUGGGGUUGUUAGGGCCGAAGGGUGGGGGGAGGCGAUCAGCUGGAGCCGCAAGAACGGAGCCAGAGCUUCGAAAGGCGCGGUCGCGUCUCGGAGUGACGCUGCGCGCCGGGCCAUGUGCCUCGUGGCUGCGUGCGAGAGCCGUUUCGUGCGUGCGUGCGUGCGUGCGGGCGGGCUGCCGCGACGCCAGCGCGCCGCGAGGAGGGGACAUUCGCGCGCUCCCAUUGGCUGGAGGGCCGCCGGGCGGGCGAACAGCCGCGAAGCGCGCGCCCCACCCUCCGCCGCCGCCGCCCGCGCUUGUCGCCACCGCCUCCGCUGCCGCCGGCGAUCGCUGGACCGCCCUGCCCUGCCCUGCCCUGCCUUGCCCUGCCCUGCCGCGUUGCGCCGUGCACGGUGCCCAUAGUUUGCGAGAGAUUCGAAGUUUAUUGAGGGAGAAAUGCAGUGAAGCUGUAUGGCAGCAGAAACAGAUGAGAUUUGGGGAUGGGUCGGCGGCGGGGCUGGGCGCUGCGUGGCGGCCACGCGGCCGCGUCCGCGUGCGCGCUCGCGCCGUCGCUGGCGACUCCGUCCGACGUCUGGCGACACUGGCGGAAUGA
Molecule: messenger RNA, 630 nt
Organism: Gryllus bimaculatus (two-spotted cricket)
Lineage: Eukaryota; Metazoa; Arthropoda; Insecta; Orthoptera; Gryllidae
Source: the annotation of a GenBank genome assembly